Messenger RNA from Pygocentrus nattereri (red-bellied piranha), 2156 nucleotides. It is a transcript of the gene rtn4a, whose product is annotated as reticulon 4a. The record is from RefSeq and is a predicted model, not a curated record. Gene Ontology annotation, biological process: endoplasmic reticulum tubular network formation; neuron differentiation; brain development. The coding region runs from base 123 to 1022 and encodes 299 amino acids. The transcript has 7 exons. Lineage: Eukaryota; Metazoa; Chordata; Actinopteri; Characiformes; Serrasalmidae. Gene Ontology annotation, cellular component: postsynaptic density; neuron projection.
ACACUUCCGCUCUGUGGCGUUGUUCCUCAUUCUGGACUUCAAACAUUUUGAGCCCCCCAAAAAACCCUUUGAUCGUUUUGAUCUACCUUUGAUUGAUCGCGUUUUUCAGACCUUUUCCCGCGAUGGAUGACGACAUAAGCUCCACAACUGAAGAGGUGAAACUCCAGCAGGGCCCAGCAGAGAACCAGCUGGACUUUAUGGACUCGCAGAACUUCAUACAGGACGCCGACACCACCAAGACGUUCGAUCUGGACGACGAUGAUAUCCUGGACCUGGCCGGAGGAGCGCGGGAUGCUCUCGCCAGACACCGAGCCACGAGCCAUCCGGAGCCGGACACCGAGCGGCUGAGCCCCGCGGGGCUGGAGAGCCGGACCAAAUUAGAAGAUCCAGCCAAGAAGGCAGGACCUGAUGUCGAACCGGUCCAGACCGCAUCCAAAUGCAGAGCACCGUCUGCACUGGUAGAGCUGGUGUACUGGCGCGACCUGCAGCGGACCGGAAUCUGUUUCGGCGCGAGUCUGUUCCUGCUGCUCUCUCUGAGCGCGUGUAGCAUUGUUAGUGUGUUGGCGUACAUCUCGCUGGCGCUGCUGUCCGUCACCAUCUCCUUCCGGAUAUACAAGGGCAUCGUCCAGGCUGUGCAGAAGUCUGAGGAUGGACACCCGUUCAAAAUGUAUUUGGAGCAGGACAUCGCGAUUUCCUCGGACGUUGUGCAUAAAUACAGCGAGCUGGCCCUGGGGCGCUUUAACACCGCCGUGAAAGAGCUGCGCCGCCUCUUUCUGGUGGAGGACCUGGUGGACUCUCUGAAGUUUGCGGUACUGAUGUGGAUCCUUACGUACAUUGGUGCUUUAUUCAACGGCCUGACACUCAUCAUUAUUGCUCAUGUUGCAGUUUUUACCUGGCCAGUAGUCUAUGAGAAACACCAGGUGCAGAUUGACCAUUACUACGGACUGGUGAACAACCAAGUCAAAGAUGUGAUAGCAAAGAUCAAGGCUAAGAUCCCCGGAGCGAAACCCAAAAGUGAAUGAAGAGCCGGAGGAGGGCGACUGUGAGGGAGUGAGAGGAGUGUGCUGAGGAGGAAUUUGAGCGAUGGUUUAGAGCGGUGGUUCUCGGUCCUGGUCCUGGAGCACCGCUGCCUCCUUCAUUUGAGAGUUUCCACUGUUCCCGACGUACCUGAUACUACUAAUGAUCUAAUUAACAAGCCUGAGGAGAACAGGGAGAAUUCUACAACAUGCAGGGGGUAGAGCUCCAGAACCUGGAGGAGAACCACUGGUUUAGAGGGGCAGUUUAAGCAGUGCGAUUUCAGAACAAGGCCUUAGACAUUGCAAUGUAAAAACACACACACACACACACACACACACACACACACACACACACACACACACACACACACACACACACUUUUACUCACCAUUGUCACUGGCUAAACUGCUCUUUCACAAUAGUUCCAGUACUUUAGUUAUUUUGAAAUUAACAGCUUUAGUGAAGAUAAUUUAAGGCCAGAAGGUCAGUAGAGAUGAAGCUCAUGGGAUUUUCCUGUCCGCUGAAGCCUUUAAAUGAGGUCAGCUGAUUGUUUUCCAGUUUUCCUCCUUUCCGAAGGAGUAAAAAGGGCGUUCGGAGUUUAAUCAGCCUCAGUUUUAGCCGUUUUUUUUUUGUUUUUUUUUGUUUUUUUCGUAUUCAUAGAACUGCUGGUGCUGAUAUAGAGGUGUGAAUUUUGAGUGAGAAAUUGAGUGACCAGCGUCUGUUUUCCACUGUAGGUCAUGUGCUUAAUUUUUUAUUUUAUUUCUCUGUGCUUUAUGGAAAGGGCUCUGUUACAUCAUGACGCCAACCAUUUUACCAUUUUAGUCAAGUGGAAUGAGUAGGGAACAGAAAAAAGCGAAAAUCUGGAGAUAAAAAAAUAAAGAAAUUGCUGUUAUUUUGUCACUUCAUUACUUUAGAGCUGCCUUUAGUAUCAAUGCAAUCAUUUACGCACCAUGCUGUCUCCAUUGUGGACCGAAUAUCUGAAACGGUACAAAGCUCUUAGCGUAAAUUUCAACCAAAUUCAAGCACUGUUUGUUAUGCAGGUCAUUCAAAAUGAUACUUCAUGAAAAAUUCUUUGCUGAAAUGCUGAAUGCAUUGUGAAACUUAAACCAUUACGAAUAAAGCUGUAGACAAACUAAGAA